Darwinula stevensoni is the source of this 333-nucleotide messenger RNA. The record is from the annotation of a GenBank genome assembly. NCBI's taxonomy places the organism in Eukaryota, Metazoa, Arthropoda, Ostracoda, Podocopida, Darwinulidae.
AUGCUUGGGGUUUCAACGGGAGAAUUAGAUCGUCUUUGCCACGAUUAUAUGGUCAAUGUCCAACAAACCAUCCCUGCUCCACUCAAUUAUGCACCAUCAGGUUACAGCCCUUAUCCGAAAUCAAUUUGUACUUCGAUUAACGAUGUCAUCUGUCAUGGUAUUCCAGACGAACAAAAAAUCCUCAAAAAUGGUGAUAUCGUCAACUUGGAUAUUACCGUGAUCAAAGAUGGUUUUUUUGGUGAUACCAGUCGAAUGUUUAUCGUGGGUGAAGGUUCGAUUAUGGCGCGUAGGCUUUGUCAGAUUACCUAUGAAUCUAUGUGGCAAGGCAUUAAG